Amoebophrya sp. A120 is the source of this 3052-nucleotide messenger RNA. The record is from the annotation of a GenBank genome assembly. NCBI's taxonomy places the organism in Eukaryota, Dinophyceae, Syndiniales, Amoebophryaceae.
GUUUACCAUUUCGAUUUCCAGACGAUGAGUCUUUAGGUUUUACUACAUCGUGCGGUAUCUCUAUUGUUUGAUACUAGCCUCAGUCACUACAUUCUUUUCGCUGUAUGGAUGUAGGACCAACCGGCCCUUACAACAAUGACGAACGGAGCGCUAGAGAGGUCUAUUCCAGUGACGUGAGCCUCUUUGUCCUCUCCUCGCUGGACCAGUUGUCUCGGUGCUGACUCUUUCUGUUCGAAAGAAUUGUAUUGUGUCUUUCUUGUCAUGCCUCGCGGUCGCGUGUACUCCCCGAGGUCGAAAAUCGGCUUGUCAUGGUGUUAAUAGAUACUUCCCCCGAGGAUGAAUCCCGAGGCAGCACUCACUUUCAUAUCUAUCCGGUCGAAGAUUCGCGCCCUGAAAUGGGAUAAGGCUGACGCUGAACUCGCGAAAAUUGCUAAGGCUGUACACGACGGAGAAACUCAACGCGAAGUCGACGCGCGGAUUCAUACAUUGGACACGGAGGGUAAACUGCUCUAUUUCUGUUUGAUGCUCCGAACUGGCGCGCAGCUCCUUUCGACUUUUCUUCAGGUUUGAUAUUUGGUUCUUUGAAUGAACAAAACAGGACACGUCCCGACCGGAAAGGCUCGCAAUACCUGCAUAGACUCAGAGAGGGACGUGCUCGAUAUUCUGGAAGUUACGCGGCAUUCAGAAGACGGUUUUUUCGAAGAGUCCACAUGGACGGCGAGGUUCAGGGACUGGCGGAGAAGAAAAAGGCGGAUGGUUUUGUUUAUCGAUGCAGUCAUAAAAGAGUUUGAAACAUACCAAUCUCCGCAGCUGACGAGGCUCAAGAACGCGCUCUAUGAGGACCGAUUAUUGGGUGGAAAAGUAGCCGAGGCAAUGCUGAAACGCGGUAUUUUGCACAUACUGUGAUGUUUUGGUUUUCACAUGCUGAGCCGCGGCGUUCUGUUUCCCAAGUCAUACCUGCCGCUGCAAAAUCAAUCUCAGGUUGUUGGCCGAGCAAGUGGAAGCACGAGGGCUUCUCCCGCUUCAUGUUUUCGGAAGAGCUGCAAGAUUGGCUCCAAAUCUUCCUCCCGGUGCUGGAAAAGCACAACACUGAUUAUAAAGACGCGGACCCGCGGGGUCCCCACGAACCUUUUCUCGCCAAACUGGACGCAGUCGCAGCGAAAUUUGUAGCGGAGUUGCCGCAACGGAGAUCGCAGUUGGAUUAUCGGACAGCGAACUUUAUUACGAGCGAACGGAACUUGUUGACCAACGGGGGAAACGGAAGGAGGUCGUGGGGCGUGCUCGAAUGGGAAAAGGGGGCUUGGCGCCUGAGCAAGUCGGUCUUAAACCACGGUGAGUGUUAUUUUUUCAGGGAGUUCUCAUUUCAGAUAAGGCCAGACUGAUGAUGGUUUUUCCAUCGUAUUGCCGAAGAACAUUUCAGCCGCAUGCUGAUAUCGCAUUUUAAUCCCGAAUCAGGCCUGUUCAACAUGAGCCGUCCUGGGGGGCGCCUAAAGCCGGACGAGGCCGCGACUUUCAAGGACGAUUUCUUCAACAAGAUCAAGGAGCUCAACGACAACGUGUACGUGCAUACGGCGAACAUGGCGCUCAAGAGGGAUUCUAUGGAGCAGGAUAUGGAAAAGUGGAUUAAAGACGAAGUAAAAAAAAAGUUUCCGCGCCCCAUGCACUUUUCUCCGCGUGAACGAGACACCGCCCGACCGGCAUCUUCACCACGAGCCGCGCGUCCCCAGGUAGAUGCUCCCACUAACGAUAAUGUGAAGACAGGGACGAGUUCCUUCGAGUACUCCGAGUCGCCCGAGCCGCCGUCCCCCGGGGCACGGGAAUCUGUGGUGCGGACGCCUUCGGAUGCGGAGCAGGGAAGCAGACGGGUUAGCUCCAGCGGUCCAUCACCGUCCCCGCCGGCGCGGAAGCGUCAGGAUAGAAAAGCGACCCCCGCUGCUCCCUCGCCGCCGCCACGGGUCGUUCGGGAAGAGGAUGCAUAUGCACGUUCGCACGGCGUCAUCCCCCUAUCAGAGGAUCAACUGGUGGAGAAGCUGGGCCAGGCGCCCGUUGUCUCGCCCUGGGAGACGUUCGUACCCGAAAACCAGGACGGUAAGCGGCUCCUCAGGUACCGCGAGACCCGCACGGGCUACACAACCUCUCAGCGACCGCCAUGCACCUGGUUGGUGCCUGGAUGGGUCGGGUUUUUUCCCAAAGAAGACCCAAAAACCCCUGCGUUUUGGAACAUAGAUAAUGGCGCUACGAGCUGGGGGCAUCCUUUGGUAAACUAACCCAACGUGGAGCCACAGGAAGGGGCGGAAGACGCAGCGUGAGGUGUCUUAAGAGGCGAGUUGUUGAGUUGGACGAGCAGUGUUUUUCUUGUAUGAUGUUUGUUUUCCAAAAAAUUGUAUAAUUGUUGCGGGUUUUAGUAUCCACAAAUAUGGAAGUUCUCCAUCAAAACGAGCCACAUGAACCACAUGUAGCUGCAAGCACCUACUAGUAAACUGCUCCUUCAAUACACCGGACGUGUACCUACUUGGACAAGUCAAACGAUUUGAGUUUUUCGCUUUUCUCAGACAGAGUAUCGUCUUCCUUUUGCUUCUUGUUUCGAAAAAUCGCAUGUCAUAAGUCUGCAAGACAGAAAGGAAAGCUGCGACACUUUUGAACCCAUGAGCAAGAUCGACAAGUCUGAAAGUUACUACCUGGUCACGUUUUCUGGAGCGUGACACGUGCUGCGAUGAGGUAGCGGAGCGUGUGUUCGCUCAUCGGAGCACUGUCGGAUUUCUGCUAUGACAAGACAGAGCCAUGGUGUCUCGCCGUGAAAGUGGAAAGGAGGAUGAGCGUUAACUCUUCGGGCCGGAGGAGUCCGCCACAAUUAAUAUGCUGCGCUUACUAUGUUUGAUGCGUUCGUUGGAGCGACAGCACCUUACUUUGCAUAGCACCGACUCAAUACUAGUUGAACUGCUAUGACUGAUUGCGUUGCUGAUACGAGCGGUUGCUGGACGGGACCGGCGUCGAGAGACAAACAGAGAAAGCGUUUAGCGCAGUUUCUGUAGGCGCUUCUACCAUCCAAAAU